Messenger RNA from Drosophila biarmipes, 3758 nucleotides. RefSeq lists its product as uncharacterized. The transcript is spliced from 3 exons. The coding region runs from base 692 to 2380 and encodes 562 amino acids. NCBI's taxonomy places the organism in Eukaryota, Metazoa, Arthropoda, Insecta, Diptera, Drosophilidae. The record is from RefSeq and is a predicted model, not a curated record.
ACAGAGCGACACAACUCCUGUUCCCGGCUCGUUUUCGUCAUUCCCAUGUUCCCGUAUUCCCAUCUCCAUUCCCAUUCCCGUCACACGAGUUAGCGGCGCAGAGCGCACACCGCACAGCUGCAUCCGAUCCUUUUUUCGUUGUUGUUUUGGUGGCGUGCUCUUGGCAGUAACGUGAGCACCGCACAUAACCCCUUUUUUUGUCGGUUGGCAACGACGCCCCUGCAGCCAGAAAGCAGAGGCAGAGGCAGAAGCAGAAACAGAAGAAGAAGCAGCAGCACGGCACGGCACAGCACAGCACAGCGCGAAGCGAAGCAAGGCAGAGGCAACACAGAAAAACAGCAAAAGCAAAGCAGUGGAGUAGUUGUUUGGAUGUGGACGGAAAGGAAGACUGGCGGCGACUAACUAAAAGCAGUACAUUGACAGGAGCAGCUCGGAACGGACAGGAUAAGCAGGAUAAAGGUGAAGCGGCCGAUAAAGAGCAGCCAGCGAUAGAUUGAUUCGACUUGGCAUAUAUAUAUAUAGCACACACCAGUAUAUAUAUAUAGCCAGCCAGCCGGGCAGCCAACUUGCGGAGCAGCCAACAUCCUGGUCCCCAAGACAACCAAGAUAAGCAAGAUACGGAGCUAGCCAAGCGACCCACCAAUCCACCAACCAUUUGCCGGCGACAACGACACAUCCGCGUCCGCAAAAGAUGUCCAACGGCAAGGCGACGGUGUCGUUCUUCGAGAACGGGAGCACCAAACAGUUCGAAUACUGCUACCAGCUGUAUCCGCAGGUCCUCAAGCUGAAGGCCGAGAAGCGCUGCAAGAAGCCGCAGGAGCUGAUCCGCCUGGACCAGUGGUAUCAGAACGAGCUGCCCAAAUUGAUUAGGGCGCGCGGCAAGGACGCGCACAUGGUGUACGACGAGCUCGUCCAGUCGAUGAAGUGGAAGCAGACGCGCGGCAAGUUCUAUCCGCAGCUCUCCUACCUGGUCAAGGUCAACACACCGCGCGCCGUCGUCCAGGAAACGAAGAAGGCCUUCCGCAAGCUGCCCAACCUGGAGCAGGCGAUCACAGCUUUAUCGAACCUCAAGGGCGUCGGCACCACAAUGGCCAGUGCCCUGCUGGCGGCCGCCGCCCCCGAUUCGGCACCAUUCAUGGCCGACGAGUGCCUGAUGGCCAUACCAGAGAUCGAGGGCAUCGAUUACACCACCAAGGAGUACCUCAACUUCGUCAAUCACAUCCAGGCCACCGUGGAGCGCCUCAACGCCGAGGUGGGCGGCGAUAAGCCGCACUGGUCGCCGCAUCGCGUGGAGCUGGCCCUCUGGUCGCACUAUGUGGCCAACGAUCUCAGUCCCGAGAUGCUCGACGACAUGCCGCCGCAGGGAUCCGGCGCAGCCGCCACCGGCACCGCCUCACUCAGCACAAACGGCAGCAGCAGCAAGGUGCUCGACGGCGACGACACCAACGACGGUGUGGCCGUCGAUCUGGAUGACGAGAGCCAGGGAGCAGGCGGUCGCAACACUGCUACAGAAUCGGAGACGGAGAACGAGAACACCAACCCGGCCGCCCUGACGCCUCUGCAGUCGGGCGAGGCCAAGAACAACAGUAACGCAGCUGCCGUUGGCGCCGCCCUGCAGGACGGUGACUCCAACUUUGUGUCGAACGAUUCCACCUCCCAGGAGCCAAUCAUCGACGACAACGAUGGCACCACACAGACGACGGCCACCACGUCCACGGAGGACGGCGAGCCCAUAGCCCUGGGCAUUGGCAUCGGCAUCGGCCUGGGUGGCACACCGCUCGCCUCGGACUCCGAAAGUAAUCAGGAGGCGCCGCCCAAGACCAACAGCCUGACCAUCCUGACUCCGACACAGCCCUCGACCCAGAAUCAGACACAGACACAGGCACAGGCGCCGAGCCAGCCCCACAAAGCUAGCAACCCGAUCACCAACAACGGCCAGGUGGCUCCGUCGCCAGCAGAGGAGGCGGUCACAGCAGCACCACAGCCAGCCAGCAAAACGACUGCACCGGCAGCAGUAGCACCAGCAGCAGCCAAUGGAAAUGGAAACGGUAACGGCGUCCUGGCCGACGAGGAGGAGGACGAGGUGGAGGACGAGGAGGAGGACGAGUUGGACGAGGAGGAUGAGAACGAGGCAGAGCUAGAGGCUGAAGAGAGCAAUAGCAGCAACGGCAUUGUGAGGGACAGUAAACUGCAGCAGCUGGCGGCGAGCAAGGCGGCCGAUGCUGUUUCGCCGGUGGCGUCAGCGGACGCAGAUUCAGCGCCGGCCAUCGGCCAGAAGCGUACGGCCCUGCACUGCGAGAUGGAGCUGACCAACGCCGGAGGAGUGGGUGCGGGUGUGGGGGAGAAGUCGCCGGAGCUCAAGAAACUGCGCAGCGAAUGAGGCGGAGGUGAGGAUACGAAGUACGGAUACGGAUGCGAAAACGGAUGCGGAUGCGGAAACGGAUGCGGAAACGGAAACGGGGAUCGGUUCGGUUCGGCUCGCCGCGUAUCUGGUGGAAAGACAUAUGUAUGUAGUGCAGUUGAGUCGACAUAGAGACAUAGAGCAACAUUACCUACACUUUACCACAACAACAUUCAAGAAAUUCUACUAUUAAGCAACUAAUUAUACAUACAUAUAAUAUAUUAUAUAUAUAUAUACAACAUAUAACGAGAAGCAAACACCGAACACACACUCCACUGUCAUACACAAAACACAACGCCACAACAACACACCACACACAAACCGACAUAACACAGCAUAACCGAUCAGAUCAGAGCGGAAUUCAAUGUCCCGAUCCAGAAGGCAGAACCACAAGCAACAUUUCAAUAGCAUAGGAAGUGCGCCCAGAUGAAGAAUCAGAAGAAUCCGAUCAAGAAUCCGAAGAACAAGCAGCAACAGCAGCAGAGCAAAGGAGCAGAAGAGAGUUCAGAAUGCAGCGUUAACGUAAUAUUAUAAUUGAAACGAAAAGCAAAUGCAUACAUAAAUAGUAACUAUAAAACAAGAUCAGAUGGAAAUCGAUAUUUUUACACAGUCAAAAGGAACAUUUAAGUAUAAAGAAAUUUACAAAUGCCGCAGUUGCCCACUACAUACAAAAACAAAACAAAAAGUAAAAAAAAAACAAAAACAAAAAACGAAAAACAAAAAAUGAUUAAGAUGGAAAAAACAAUAAUUAUAAUAAAACAGAAAAUAAUUUAUAUACAUAAGUAUUUAAAUUUAAUAAUAAAUCAAAACUUGUCGCAUAAACCAAGCUCCCACCACCACCACCACAUCCACCCCUCGACCUUCGACCCCGCAGCAACUCGCGCUCUCUCUCUCGCCUAACACACACGCCGCACACACUAUACCCACAUCUCCAGACACACACUCUCGGAAGAAGCAAAACAAAGCGAAACAAAACUCAUUUCAACACUAAGAAAUUUUUGUGGUCGUAAUUAUAAUAAUAUAAUUUAUAUUUUAUGUGUACAACUUUUUUUUUAACUUUACAUAUACUGAAUUUUUUAUAAUUUAUACGAUAAUCACUUUUCAUUUGAUUUCCAAGAACGAAACGGAAGCGAACAUAAGAAAACAGCAAACUGAUUGCACCCGGCGCAGGUUGGCCGAUCCCCGAGUCGUUUGGGUUGGCGCCAGCGGGGAUUCCCCGCUGUCCACGACCCAUCCGGCCCGCGGAUCGGUCAAAACUAUAAAAACACACAUCUCAAAAUUAUAAUCAUUUUUAUUAUUAGUAGCAUAAGUCCAAAUAAAAUGUGAAAUAUUAAGAGAACACUUCAUAAAACUGAAA